AUGAAUGCACAUUUGCUGAGCGCACCCUCUGUGGAGCGGACAGCGGAGCCGGGCCAGCAGCGAUUAGUGUCAUCUGACUCGAUCGAGAAAAUUGGAGAGAAACUAAAGACAAGACGAUCGAUCGGGACAUGGAUUUCAGAUUGGUUUGUCUGGGAAAUGUUUGCCAUCUUCGUGUCAACUAGCCUGGUGGUCGCCAUCUUUAUUAUUUUGGCCCGAUUCGAUAACCAGCCUCAGCCUACCUGGAAAUACGUAUCGCUGAACUCGCUCAUUUCCUGGUUGAGCACCCUUUCGAAAACAUGCAUUUUAUUCGCCGUCAGCGAGACCUUGGGCCAAUUGAAAUGGGUGUGGUUCGCCAACAAGCCACGGCCGAUACCGGAUCUUCGCACUUUUGAUGCGGCCAGUCGAGGUUAUUAUGGCAGUGCAGAGCUGAUAUGGCGUCACUAUAGGAGCAUGUUCCACGGAUGUUCAUUUACCUACGGAUAA
This is a messenger RNA of Penicillium cataractarum, 483 nucleotides long. RefSeq names its product DUF3176 domain-containing protein. NCBI's taxonomy places the organism in Eukaryota, Fungi, Ascomycota, Eurotiomycetes, Eurotiales, Aspergillaceae. The record is from RefSeq and is a predicted model, not a curated record. The transcript has a single exon. The coding region runs from base 1 to 483 and encodes 160 amino acids.